AUGGAUAUUCUAACUGUCUUGCCGUCCAAUUUUGGAUAUGUCAUAUUCACUUACAUCUACAGCUGGAUUAUGCUUGCAUAUCUAGCUAUAAAAGUUGGAGGAGCCAGGAAGAAGUACGACGUUAAGUACCCUACAAUGUACAGUGACAAAGAGCAAGUGUUCAACUGCAUCCAGAGAGCCCAUCAGAACACCCUUGAGGUUUACCCUCAGUGGCUUGUUUUCCAGACCAUCGCAGCCCUCGUCUACCCGUUAUCAGCAUCAGUGUUGGGAGCUAUUUGGGUUACCAGUCGGUUUUCAUAUGCCUGGGGCUAUUACACUGGAGAUCCCGCUAAGAGAAUGAAAGGUGCCUAUGGCUAUAUUGGAUACUUUGGAGUCAUCUUUCUGUCCAUAUCUGUAGCCUUGCAGUUGCUUCGAGUUUUUUGA
Molecule: messenger RNA, 423 nt
Organism: Nerophis lumbriciformis (worm pipefish)
Lineage: Eukaryota; Metazoa; Chordata; Actinopteri; Syngnathiformes; Syngnathidae
Source: RefSeq, a predicted model, not a curated record